GAGAUAACAAGUAAAACUAAUGAAGUGCUUGCUGAGGUAGUACUUCCUGACUGAGUACUGCUUAUCCUAAACUUAAAGGAUUAUCUCUCUUUCUUUCUGUCAUGAGUAGAAUCAAUGCAGUUUUUGCUGAGGGAGUAUUUGCCUCUUUAAGUACUACUCACACUUUAAAACAUAAAAGAACAUAUAUAGAAUCAUACAUAUGGAAUCAAGUGUUGUGAGAUUAUUGUGUGAUCGGGAGCACUCCCUCAGUAAGAGCUGCACAUAGUAUAUACUACACUGCAGUACUUCCUUAGCAAGUACUGACAGAGUAAAUAGUGGCGUAUAUAUACGUGAAAGAGAACGGCAGUCGCUUCAUAACAACAGAAGUGUAUCAGACGCAUUUGGUCUAUUUCUUUGAAAAUAAAGAAAUAUAUAUAGAAUAUCAGUUUUUUCUUUAUCGAAGAAGGUAAAAUCUAUUCAUUUUCUUAUUAUUGUCGUGAUAUUAAUUGUGUGGAAUUGGUGUUAGUCAUUUAUGAUGGCAUCAACAUCUGCAGCUACCACCAGACCUAGAUGAAUUUAUUGUUGAUGUAUUAGAAAAUAUGGAUGAAUAUGAAAAUAAAGUUUAUCAGGGAUCGAUUGGUUUGCCAUUAACUCGUGAAUUAGAUUAG
Didymodactylos carnosus is the source of this 647-nucleotide messenger RNA. The record is from the annotation of a GenBank genome assembly. NCBI's taxonomy places the organism in Eukaryota, Metazoa, Rotifera, Eurotatoria, Philodinida, Philodinidae.